Monopterus albus (swamp eel) is the source of this 1750-nucleotide messenger RNA. RefSeq names its product cell division cycle 6 homolog (S. cerevisiae) (gene cdc6). Gene Ontology annotation, molecular function: ATP hydrolysis activity; ATP binding; DNA replication origin binding. The record is from RefSeq and is a predicted model, not a curated record. Gene Ontology annotation, biological process: mitotic DNA replication checkpoint signaling; cell division; DNA replication initiation. Gene Ontology annotation, cellular component: nucleus. Lineage: Eukaryota; Metazoa; Chordata; Actinopteri; Synbranchiformes; Synbranchidae.
CCAGCCGCCAUCUCCUCUGUCACCCAGACGUCCUGCAGCUCCGCCGCCAACACCCUCCUCUCCUGGUCUCCACACCCGGCUUCCUCUCAGCCCAUGAAAACGCACAGGUGAUGACAACGGCUGUAACCUGCUGGGUUCACCUCCGAAGCAGAGCAAACCAGCUCUGGCCUCGCCACUAAAGCUCAGCUUUGAUGAGAACUCGCCAGUCUCAGCUCACCGACAGCUGUUUUCUCCCACUGUCAGAUCGUCUCCGAGGCGACAGGAAACACCUGCUGGAAGUCCUGUCCGCUACCGCUGUGAGAAGAGGCCGCCUGUCGCUCGGCUGUUUGCAGAAAACUCGAGGUUUCAUGAACGGGCGCUCCACACCGCCGUUCCCGAGCGGCUCCUGUCCAGAGAGGCCGAACGGGCAUCUGUCUGCUCCUUCCUAGAGGAGAAGGUGCUGCAGCGUCUCCCUGGCAGCCUAUACAUCUCUGGGGCCCCAGGGACCGGCAAGACGGCCUGCCUCAACCGUGUCCUGCAGGAGAUGAAGGCUGAGCUGUCCUCAGUCCAGACGGUGCUGGUGAACUGUAUGAGUCUGCGCAGCUCCCACGCCAUCUUCCCCCUGCUGGCCGACAAGCUGAGAGUGUCCGGCGGACAGAAGGGGCUACAGAGGUCCCUGACGGCCCCAGGGCCCAUGGUGCUUCUGGUCCUGGAUGAGAUGGACCAGCUGGACAGUAAAGCUCAGGACGUGCUCUACACCGUCUUUGAGUGGCCGUACCUGCCGCAGUCUCGCCUCUGUCUCAUCGGUAUUGCCAAUGCUCUGGAUCUGACCGACCGCAUCCUGCCCAGACUGCAGGCUCGCCCUCACUGUUGCCCCCUGCUGUUACAUUUCCCUCCAUACAGCCGCCAGGAGCUUGCCGCCAUCGUACAGGACAGACUGGCACAGGCGUCGGCUGAAGGGGUCCUGGACGCCUCAGCGGUCCAGUUCUGUGCCAGGAAAGUGUCGGCAGUGUCAGGAGACGCCCGGAAGGCUCUGGACAUCUGCAGGAGAGCAGUUGAGCUCGUGGAGUCUGACGAAAGGAAGAAAGCAGGCGAUUCACAAAGUGAAUCUAAUGCAUCUCGGGUCAGCCUCCCUCAGGUGGCGCGGGUGCUGUCGGAGGUGUACGGCGACCGCAUGGCGUCUCAGAGCGGCAGCUCAGAGGGAGAGAGUUUCCCGCUGCAGCAGAAGCUGCUCAUCUGCUGCCUCCUGCUGCUCAUUCGCAAUGGGAAGAGCAAAGAGAUCGUCCUCGGGAAGCUGCAUGAGGUUUACAGUCGUCUGUGCGCUCAGAGGCAGGUGUCUGCGGCGGGUCAGGGCGAGUGUCUGUCACUCUGCAGUCUGCUGGAGAGUCGAGGGAUCGUCGCUCUGAAGAAAGCCAGAGAGGCUCGUCUCACCAAGGUGUUUCUGAAGAUCGAGGAGAAAGAUGUUGAAAAUGCCCUGAAGGAUCGAACGCUGCUGGGCAGCAUCCUGGCUGCAGGACUCCCCUCGUGAUCCCACUGCUUUGUUUAAUUGGAUUUUUAAGUCGACACGUGAGCUCAGAUUUAUUUCUAUUCUCUUUUUUUUCCUCAUUUGUUUUUAAAGUUGCUAGAGACUUUUUUUUUCCAGCUGGUGUUGACGUUCAGCUUCAAGUUACUGAAAAAUGUUCACAUCAGUUAUGAAAUCUGAAAUCAUCUGUUUGGAUUUGAAAUGUUGCCAUUAUUAUGCUGUAAAUAAACAAAUGUUCAUGUGUUUUAA